Molecule: messenger RNA, 657 nt
Organism: Aspergillus niger
Lineage: Eukaryota; Fungi; Ascomycota; Eurotiomycetes; Eurotiales; Aspergillaceae
Exons: 4
Coding region: 1-657 (218 amino acids)
Source: RefSeq, a predicted model, not a curated record
AUGGCUGUGCCAGGUCAAUCCAGCAUCUGCGCCAAGGAUGAUAAGCGGUCGAGGAUCCAAGUUCCAAGUGUUGUUAUUUCUCCGAAUAUGCGCAUUUUGACAGCGGAUGUGUUAGGUGCUGCCCGGUUUCCUCAUUUACACUUGACUGCGAUGAUAAUUCUGUUAGCGUCCACUGAGUACUGUUCCGCGGGGCGAUCGAUGGAGCAGCCCCCGCAAGAACGGGCCAGUCAGAAUCCCCAGCGACAAGCCAUUGCGCGUUCGGCGUUUCAUCGGGUCCCUGAACAUGAACUGGGUGGAAACGGUGGGAAAGCCUUGGGAGGGGAAAGGCCCUGUUCAUCGUCCAUCAUCCUUCGUCCCUCCCUUGGCACUGACAAUACGACCCCAUGGCUCAUAGCGGAAGGGGUUGCGCUCCACUGCUACCUUUCUGUGACUUUAUUACCACCCUCCACUCCAGUACCACCCCCCCCAAGUGAACUGAUGCCGUCACUGCAGUCUCACUACAACUGGUCCUGUACCAUAUCCAGCCACACCUCGGCUGCUGCUGCUCUUUCACUCGUUCCUCUUCUCCUGUCGUAUGUCAUGUCGACUGCUGCAAUUGGACUGGUCAAGAUCUCCCAGGCUCUGUCAGCACUUGCUUCGGUCACUGCACUCGUUUAG